Messenger RNA from Solea solea (common sole), 5436 nucleotides. RefSeq lists its product as uncharacterized. Gene Ontology annotation, biological process: protein deubiquitination. The transcript has 10 exons. Gene Ontology annotation, molecular function: cysteine-type deubiquitinase activity; sequence-specific DNA binding. The coding region runs from base 1760 to 3598 and encodes 612 amino acids. NCBI's taxonomy places the organism in Eukaryota, Metazoa, Chordata, Actinopteri, Pleuronectiformes, Soleidae. The record is from RefSeq and is a predicted model, not a curated record.
CUGAAACCAGGUGCUGUCCCGUCACUGUACAUCAAGUCAGAUCCAGAAGAUGCUGUUGACAUCUUUCCACAUUGCGCGGCAAUCAGAGAUGGCAGACUUCACCCCAUUCAUGCAACAAACCUCUGUUGGCCUCUGUUGGUCAUUUUGGCAAGUGUGGAAACACAGAUAGACAGACACACAGAGCCACUAAAAACAAUACUUCAUUUACACUCCGUGGGGUGAAGUAAUGAGUUUAAAUCCACCGGAGCUGUGUUUAUUGCCUCUUGUGUCACCCGGUGAUAUUCCCGUGCCACUCUAUAGAAGUGAAUUGUUCUAUGUCAAGACAGAAAGAGGCAACAGUAAUAUUGUGCUUGUAAAGUAAGAUGGUUGCCCUCAGUUUGGAGUUUGGUGCUCACAAAAAGUUUCAGAAAUGAAUAUUACUGUUAUAAAACUCAGUCAUUCCGCAGUUUGAUGGGAGAAACACUUCUUGCCUCUGCCUGCCCCUGUGUUGCUGUUGUAUACACUUAAGCUGCAUAAGGCCCAUUUUCUUCGUCCAUCCAUCCCAAAUGUUAUCUGUCAUGACCCUACAUACCUCCGUGCAUCCAUUGUGUUUUUAUGGAUGUUUACACCGUACUUCCUCUAGAGGGGAGUACCAAGUUGCAGGCAUCAACAAACAUAGUGACCAUUCAAAAGGUGACCAUUCAAAGGGGUUAUUAGCACAGACAAUUUAAAAAUUGCUCUGUGUGUCUGUCUGUCUGUUUGUUGUUCCUGAUUUGUCCACUGGGUGUCACACUACUGUCCUGUUAUGAUAGAUCUUUUUGAACUUACAGAAGACGUGGUCAAAGACCAUCAGGCGUCAAUAAAAACAUAAAAAACAUAAAACAUGUAUACAUAAAAUUGGCCAUUUUCUUUAUACACUGCCUGGCCAAAAAAAAAGUUGCCACCUGGAUUUAACUAAGCAAAUAGGUAAGGGGUUGCUGCAGUUGGUCAGGUCUAGGUUCAGCAACAUUAUGUGCCCAAAGAAUGAGGUCAGCUGACUAUCUGAAUAUAAUGAAUGACCAGAUUAUUCCAUCAAUGCAUUUUUUUCUUCCCUGAUGACAUGGGCAUAUUCCAAGAUGACAAUGCCAGGAUUCAUCAGGCUCAAAUUGUGAAAGAGUGGUUCAGGGAGCAUGAGACCUCAUUUUCACACAUGGAUUGGCCACCACAGAGUCCAGACCUUAACCCCAUUGAGAAUCUUUGGGAUGUGCUGGAGAAGGCUUUGCUCAGUGGCCCGACUCUCCCAUCAUCAAUACAAGAUCUUAGUGAAAAAUGAAUGUAACACUGGACGGAAAUAAAUCUUAUGUAAUUUAUGGAAACAAUGCCACAGUGAAUGAGUGCCGUAAUCAAAGCUAAAGGUGGUCCAACGAUGUGACCCUUUUUUUUUAGGUCGCAACUUUUUUUUGGCCGGGCAGUGUAUUUUAUUAUUAUGUCUUGUACAUCCCAUACAAUUUAACCAAUUUUGGAGCAGGGAGCUUUAAUUAAUAAUGACCAAUAAAUGAUAUGGGACAGUUUUCUGGAAACCUGUACAAGUGAAUUCAUUGGGAAAUAGAUGAUUCAGGAAUAUAACAUUUAUGCAAAAUGUUACAUAUGACUGUAUUGUUUUUAGUGGCUAAGUGUGUCUGUCUGUCUGCGACCACGAUCAGAACGUCGUAAAGAAAAGGAUCGCCAGAGGAAAAGAAAGGCUUUGGAGAACGAAACGCCAGAACAAGCGGAGCUGCGAAAGAUAAAGAACAGAGAGAGAAUGGCAGAGAGGAGGAAACAAGAAACAGAAAAGCAACGAUAUGAACGGUUAUCCCAUAACAGGAGUAAAGUUGCAGAAACUCGUGCAAAAGAGACACCAGAUGCACGUGCUGCCAGGUUAUCCAAGGAUAGGAGUAAAACUGCAGAAGCUCGUGCAAAAGAGACACCACAUGCACGUGCUGCCAGGUUAUCCAAGAACAGGAGUAAAACUGCAGAAACUCGUGCAAAGGAGACACCAGAUGCACGUGCUGCCAGGUUAUCCAAGGACAGGAGUAAAACUGCAGAAACUCGUGCAAAAGAGGCACCAGAUGAUGCAGCUAUACGGUUGUCAGCAAACCGACGUCGAACUGCCAAAACUUGCACUGCAGAGACACCUGAACAACGAAGCACAAGAUUGUCAAGAGACAAAAUGGCAAAAUUGAAAACAGCAAAGGCACUUACCAUUGAAGAUGCAUCUAGAGCUUUCCAUGAGCGAAUUAAGGAAGGGCCAACAUGUGUCUGCUGUGUCUGUCAUCGGCUUAUGUACAGGAGGACUGUUGUACGUUUUAAUCAGAAUAAAUACAACAAAUUGUCAAAGGAUGUCACCACUGAAUUGACCAACCAUUUGUCUACUGACUGCACUUGGAUCUGCAAUACUUGUGACUCUACAAUGAAGACAGGACAGAUGCCUGCACAGGCAAAAGCCAAUGGACUUCAACUCAGUGACAUACCAGAGGAACUAAGUGACCUGCGACCGCUAGAGUGGCAAGACGGUGAUCAUGAUCUCUGGCAAGCGAUCAACCAAUCUCCAUGUGCAAGAACUGAUGAAGUUUCUACUGUUACAGUUCCCCAGGCAGCCAGAACAGACAUCUAUAGUAUAGCGAAAAGAUAUGGAUAUGACGUCGAAGAUGUGCCUUCAGAUGGUAAUUGUUUCUUCAAUGCAAUACAUGUUACCUGUGCCCGAUCCAACAUAGACUGUGUAUCGCCAGAUGAGCUGAGACAAACGUUGGUGCGGUUUCUCAGGACAUCUAAUGAUGUGGACCGAUAUCAGCAGUUCAUCCCAGACCCAAUAGCAAGUCAUGAGGCAAUAGUUGCUGGCUACGAUGUGGACAUGCCAGAGGACAUUGACUUUGCAAUUGCAUGUAUCCCCGACGUAGUUGAUCGCCAAAUUGAAACGUGGAACCGAUAUGUGAAUCUACUGGAGAAGGGUGCCUGGGCAGAUAAUGUGACAGUUCAAGCAUUGUCGGACAUGAUGGACAUGGAGAUUCACAUCGUAACAACUAUCAAUCCGGAUGCCAUGACGAUUGUUAAACCACCAGAUGACAGUCCUUCUCGUCGAGUAGUCACCAUUGGUUUGAUUGAUCAAUGUCAUUAUGUGGCGCUUCGUCAGACCACACCAAACAUAACACUGACGGAAGCAAAUCAAAGUACCUGUAAACCAGCACAAGUGGAUCAAAGUACUGCGCCACUGAUGAGCAAACAAGAAAGAGAAGAUGCAGAGGACGAGCGUGCAUUUGAGCAGUGCCAUCAGUGUGUGCACAGAAACCACCGGAAAAGCCAGGUCGCACCACCUGCUGAAUGCCAUCACCAGAUAGGAGGCACAGAGGUCAUUCCAGAGGCCGGACCAACGGAAGACUCAGGUUUACUUGUGUCUCAUGUUGUCGUUAAUGAGGUGACUCACUCUGUCAACAAAACAGAGGGAUCAAGUGAUGAGACUGGAUUCAGAGAGGAAGACAAGUGUGCCUCAAAUGCUCGAUCUUCCAGAUACAUGUUGCACAACAUCAGAAGAAUACGUCCUCUUCUAACCCAGAAGGCGGCACAGGUUCUGGUCCAGGCUCUUGUCAUCUCACGGUUGGACUAAUGCAACUCCCUCCUGGCUGGUCUCCCUGCAUGUGCCAUAGGACCUCUGCAGCUCAUCCAGAAUGCAGCAGCUCGACUGGUCUUCAACUUACCAAAAUUCUUUCAUACUCCACCGCUCCUCUGCUCCCUUCACUGGCUUCCUGUAGCUGCUCGCAUCCGCUUCAAGACUCAAGUGCUUGCAUUCCAUGCUCCAGCCUGCCCACUCCACUCUGCAUCGGCAAACCAGCUUGCUGCCCCCUCACUGAGGGGAUCGCAGAGGCAUUCACUAGCUCCUAAAUGGUGGGACGAGCUCCCCAUCGACAUCCGGACAGCAGAAAGCCUCCACAUCUUCCGCCGCUGACUAAAAACACAUUUCUUUUAACUCUACCUCGACUAAGACAACGACGACAAAAAAAAAGGCAAGCCCUUACUUGUGCAUCGCACUUAUAACUAGCACUUUAUACUUCGGCGUACUUGAAGCACUUACUUACUUCUAGCUCUUGUUUGUACCAAUAUGUUGAAAUGCACUUAUUGUAAGUCGCUUUGGAUAAAAGCAUCUGCCAAAUGACAUGUAAUGUAAAGGAAUAUGACAACGAUGAGGUAUCCGAGGAUGACGAUGAGGAAUAUGACGAUGAAGAAGAAGCGGAGAGAACAUGUUAAAAUCCUGCAAGCAACAUGGAGCUGGAGCUUCACUAAGUCAUUGAGAUGGAAAAAAAAACUAAUUGAGGUGUUCAGAAGAAUGCAGAACUGUGCAGUUUUUCAUCACACAACCUAUUGCAAACUCAACAUAUACUUUAGGUUGGAGUAUUUUUUCAAAAUUAAAUACUUUUUUUUACUGUUAAGAGUUUUUGAUGAUGCAACCCUCCUAUUUAUCCUGGCUUGGGACAGACACAGGGAAUUCAGUACACUACAUGGGAGGAACCCAUGUUACUUUUGACAUGGGAUUUUGAGUCUCAUUCACUGUUCCCUCCCGUUACAUUUGAAUUAAAUUGGACUGAUAUCAAGUGCAUGUUCCCUUGUGUUGGAUGUUUCUGGUUUCUUUAAAUGUGGGAAAGAGCCACAUUUAGUCCUAUCAUUUAGUUGUACUUUAUGCUAAGUUAUCUUGACAUACUCGUUAAAAGGUUUAUUUUACAGCUGUUAUAAAUAGGUAACAAAUCAUUGAAAUAACAGCAGCUGGUGUAGCAUUAGGAGAUGUGUGUAAAAUGUAUCAACAUAUUUUGGUGAGGCUGCAUGUUGCAGAUGAAUAUCCCUUACCUCACCCUUUCCCUCCAAGUGUGUUGGAGAACCUAUGUAGCCUUCUGUUAACAUCAUAACUCAAAAUAUGUUAAUUAUUUUCCAUUGUUAAAACAUGGUGGUCCAAAAUGAUAGUCUCUAUAGCGCCUGUAAGGCUCAUUCUAGGUUUCUGAAAACAUUUCCUAGAAUGAGGUGAUUAUACACUUUGCUAUGUAACACUGGGAUCAUUCAGAUGAUCCACCUCUGAAUUGAAGUCAUUUUGAAUACUGCAAUUGGCAAAAUCCUGAUUAAUUUGUGUUUGAGAAUUCAAAAAUGCACAUUUCUGAAAACAUCCCACAAAUUAUUUUAUUAAUAUUGAUGACUUCAGUGUCCAUGGUGACUCCAGCAUCCAUGAUGACUCCAGGGUCCACUCUAGUGUCCACUCUUGUGUCCAUGGUGACUCCACCGAUGAAUCCAGCAUCCAUGGCGACACACCAAGACAACCCACCGCCUGUCCUCAGGAUCAGCCGUAAAAGAAGGUGCUCAAGCUGCCCUGUGGUGCCACCAAACACUGAAGACCAUCCCUACAGCCAGUGAUGUUACUGUGGCCAAAAAUGUUGCCAGCCUAGAUGACGCGUCUUCCAAGAG